Molecule: messenger RNA, 3013 nt
Organism: Notothenia coriiceps (black rockcod)
Lineage: Eukaryota; Metazoa; Chordata; Actinopteri; Perciformes; Nototheniidae
Product: potassium voltage-gated channel subfamily G member 2-like
Exons: 1
Biological process (GO): potassium ion transmembrane transport; action potential
Cellular component (GO): voltage-gated potassium channel complex; membrane
Molecular function (GO): voltage-gated potassium channel activity
Source: RefSeq, a predicted model, not a curated record
GGCGAGUGCUCCCAGAGGUGCUACAACAUCUUCGUUCUGGAGACGGUGUGCGUCGCCUGGUUCUCCCUGGAGUUCCUGCUGCGUUUCAUCCAGACUCAGAGCAAGUGGACGUUCCUUCGUACGCCUCUGAACCUCAUCGACGUGUUGGCCAUCCUCCCGUACUACAUCACUCUCAUCGUGGACUCUUUUUCUGUCGGCGGGAAACAAACAGGCUCCGGGAACAACUACCUGGAGAAAGUGGGGUUAGUUCUCCGAGUCCUGAGAGCUCUACGGAUCUUUUACGUGAUGCGUUUGGCUCGACACUCUUUAGGCCUGCAGACACUCGGGUUAACAGUGAGAAGAUGCACGCGAGAAUUCGGACUUUUGCUGCUUUUCCUUUGCGUAGCCAUGGCUCUUUUCUCCCCACUUGUGUUCCUAGCUGAGAGCGAGUUGGGCGCCAAGCAGGAGUUCACAAGUAUCCCCGGGAGUUACUGGUGGGCCGUGAUCUCCAUGACCACGGUAGGAUACGGAGACAUGGUGCCAAGAAGCAUCCCUGGACAAGUGGUGGCACUCAGCAGCAUUUUGAGUGGAAUCCUCCUCAUGGCUUUCCCCGUAACGUCCAUUUUUCACACCUUCUCACGCUCCUACAUAGAGCUUAAAGAAGAGCAAAAUCGCGCCUCGAGGCACAAGCCGGGUUCGCAGGAUAGCACCAAGUCUCAAAACAGUGAAGAUUCUCAAGAGACGGACAGUUAUCACGGGAUCACUGAGGCCUCGGCUACAUCCCUGCAGAGGAGGAAGUUCACAGCUGCACAAAGGGCUGCUGACAUUAGAGCGAUGAAAACUUAGCUGCUUUGUUUGUGUUUCACGUGGGACUCCAAAGUUGACAAGCUGCAGGAUUGUGGGAUUUUCCUUCUCGGGAGAUUGAGGUCCCGGCUUUGAUCGUGUGAAGCGCUUGUGCUCCAGGGUGUAUCUGAGUUUCUUAAGUUUUACUGAGGAGCUGCAGAGCAUAAAUUUGAACUUGAAAAGACUGCAAACAGUAUAACAUUCAUGAAUAAACAACCAGUCAAAUGAGAUCUCAAAAAAUGACAGUUCUGAUUGACUGUGAUUCACAUAAGUCUGCAAAAAAAAGGGAAAUCCAACACCAAAACAUCACACGUUGUUAUUCAGACCUCAAGACUAAUAAUUGAUGUUCCUCACGUAGCUGCUUAUGAGAAUAAAGGUGUUUGCUGAGACUUCAGACAUGUAGUUUCAUUAUUGAUGUGCCAUAUCAUCUGCAUUUACUCUGUAUUUGCUCAAUCUGGGGCUCUGUUAGAUAAGGUUUCACACACGUUCAUAAUGAUGUCAGCACUUUUAUUUGCAAUGAUACAAAUUAAUAUCCAGCAUGAUUACACAAGAGUCAUUUCUCUUUCAAAGGGCUAUGCAGUCAGUGUGGGACAUUUUGUUCACUGUGGAAUGACAAGAGGAUGUUUCUACACUUACCAACAUCAAGUUAUCUUACCAUGUGGGUAAAAGGCCAGUAGAACAAACAUUAAGAGGGUUGUGUGACUGGUUAAACAUCAUCAUUCAGGCACUAAAACCCACAGACCUUUUAAUGACUAAAACCAUUUCAGAUAAUUAAUAAUAAUGUUCCCAGUCUUACACGAUUUCCUCUAAUUGCUCAUACAGCACUUCAUUUCAUUUCACUUGAGUGCCUUGUACUGAAAAAAAACACACAACAUUCUGCAAAUUAUUGUAACUCAUCAAGUGCUCGAGAGUGCAAAUUAGAUAUUUUGAUAAGCAGGGGCAUGUUUAUUCUCACAACUCUGAAUUCACUGAAACAUUACAAAAGCAUGGAAAUAUUACACAGAACACUUAAAACAAAUAUACCCACUAUAUGCCAGUUUUUAAGAAGUGAGAAUAUUGUUUUGAUUAAGUGGAUGGUGAAAUAAGACAUCAUUUGAAUAAAAAAAGUGAAAUGGAUCUCUGCUUUGCGUCAUGAAUCGGUAUCCUCUUCUGAAAAAUGUUAUAAUGAUUAUAAUGAAAACAGUCUCCAAGUGGAGAGGCUUUGAUUUUACAAUUAAAUUAUACACAAGGACGCUCUCAAAUUUGCAAGAGUGCGUGCUGUGUUUCUGCAAUUAUGACAUCCUGAAUUGGUCCGUCUGCGGCUUGAGUCAUGUUUUCUUUUCCACAUCCGUUAUUAAUAAUGAAAGAAUGAUGUUUCCUGGAGUGGUGUUGGCACAAUGCGCUGUAAAUCUGAUCAAUACUGACAGCACUUUGAAAAAAUGAGCCUGUGGAAGAUGUAGCUCGAGCUCUUGGUCGUGUUGCUAACGGGAAUAAAAGACCCUGAACUAAAUUCACCUUAUGGCCGUGAUCUCAAGCAGGUUAUUUUAGACUACUCUUCUUCAAAGUAUGUUAUUAAAAGGCUUGUGAUUAAAUCAGAGAUAGAUUUUUAGAUUUUAAAGAUAAAAGACACCAUUUUGGUUCCAAGGAUGAAGGCCUUUACACAGCUAGCGUGUGACAUACAUGCUAACGUCACAAAGCAAAACAAUUCAUAUCAGCAGCAAAUUUACAACAGAGCUGCCUCAAUUUGCAUCCUAAAAUAUCAGCAAAAUAACGUUUUUACAAACAGUUUGAAUUGAUUAUUAACACAGGAAAAACACUAAUGGUGCGAGCUAUAAAGGCCUUUAGCAUUAGCGUAUUAGCUAACAGUUGCUAAUGCACACAUCAAGGCAGACACAGAGCAUUAUUAGCAUUUAUUUGGAGUGUCCUUAUGAAAGUUAGUCCAAUAUUUACUUCCAUUUUCACCGUGGUUUGUGGUUGCCAGCUCCUGAAAAUUAUCUGGAUAUUUAGCUGCUAAAUGCUGCAACGUGUUCACCAGCUAAAUAACUGCUAAAUUAGCUAGCAUAGCUUCGGAUCUUCUCCAUUUACUGAAAGGAAAUCAAUGGGGCCGUAUUAAGAAGACUCAUUACAGUAUUUUUACAGUAGAGUUAAUAAGAUGAAAGCCCUUCCAAAACAACUAAAACAUUUAAAGAAAGGUUAUUUUGUUUAUCUACUA